CUGCCCAUAGACAAACUCUGGAAACCCAUGUGGUAGAAAUACAAUACAAUACAAUGGACAGCAUCAAACUCAUGAUGCUCCCUUCUCCUUCCCAGAUUAGCUGCGUAGUUGAUCACAUUCUUCUUCAUUCACACCAUUUUUGUCUCGCCCUCUUUCUCAUCUCUGUGCUGUAAUUCUUCUCCCACCAUUCCCACCUUCCUCUUCCCAAUCUCUUUGUUUCUCUCUCUCUCUCUCUCUCUCUCUCUCUCUCUCUCUCUCUCUCUCUCUCUCUCUCUCUGUAUGCAUAUGCCUGUGGUUAUUUGGCGCACAACAGUACAAAGUAAAAUAGGGGAGAGAGGUGGACGACACAUGCUUUGAGGGUUUGAGCUUCCACUCUGUCAAAACAUUGCCUCAAUUCUCUCCAACCCUUUCUUAGCUCUGUCCUCCCUCUCUCUCCCUUCCUUUCUUUGCAAUCUACGCUCCCUCUUCAUCUCUUCUGCUCAAUUCCGACGUUUUUCAAUCAAUCAUAUUCAAUGUGUCCUGAUUUCUUCUAAAAGCUUGAAGAUUUCAGGGUUUACCGGCGCACCCAGAUGCCAACAACUAUCAGCUUUUACGGAGCCACGAUUUUCAUUCCUAUAAUCAAUCCAUAAGCCGGAUUAAUUUGUUCUUUCUUCUUUUUCCCCAUCCCAUUGCCCACGAACUUGCCUUUUUUUGGUUCACGUAAGAGUUUACAAUCAAUUCUGACGCAAUCGUAGCUUCCUUCUUUGGAGGACUAGGGUUUUGAAGUAAUUGAACAGAGUUCCCGUCGGUUUAUAUCCCCCAUUCAGCGCCUUAAGGAGUCCGGGAUUUGGGUUUAAAGAGUAUGGUUUGGUGCAUUCCUGUGUUUCGUUUGUGUGUUCGGAAUUUCCUUGAGGUUCGGGGUACCGGUAUCUGGGUUUCUGGAUUUGGCUGGAACAUGAAUCGGAGGGUGCGGAGGAAGGUGACAAGAAAGGGGAAGGAGAAGCUGAUUUUGCCAAGCUACCCUGAAAUUGAAAGUGAGAUUGCUGAUUUGGACAAUAAACAGACUGUAGAUUGGACUAGUUUGCCUGAUGAUACAGUCCUUCAACUUUUCUCUUGUCUGAAUUAUCGUGACCGGGCAAACUUGUCAUCAACAUGUAGAACAUGGAGAGUUCUUGGUUUAUCUUCAUGCUUGUGGACUUCAUUUGAUCUUCGAGCACACAAAAUUGAUGCUGCAAUGGCUGCUUCCCUUGCUUCCAGAUGCAAGAAUCUUCACAAGCUCAGGUUUCGUGGGGCAGAGUCUGCUGAUGCAAUAAUUCUUCUUCUUGCAAAGAAUUUGCGUGAAAUAAGUGGUGAUUACUGUAGAAAAAUUACUGAUGCUACACUUUCUGCUAUUGCAGCUCGGCACGAGGCACUUGAAAGCCUCCAGCUUGGGCCAGAUUUCUGUGAAAGGAUCAGUAGCGAUGCUAUAAAAGCAAUAGCUAUUUGUUGUCCUAAGUUGAAAAGGCUUAGGCUUUCUGGAAUUAGGGAUGUCAAUGCAGAGGCUCUCAAUGCUCUAUCAAAGCAUUGCCCUAAUUUGCUUGAUAUUGGUUUCAUUGAUUGUCUGAAUGUAGAUGAGAUGGCCCUUGGAAACAUAGCAUCUGUUCGUUUUCUCUCAGUUGCUGGGACCUCAAAUAUGAAGUGGGGUGCCGUUUCACAUCAGUGGCAUAAGCUGCCUAGCUUGGUUUGUUUAGAUGUCUCACGAACUGACAUCAGUCCUGUUACUGUAUCAAGAUUAAUGUCAUCAUCUCAGAGCUUACGAAUCUUGUGUGCCUUCAGUUGUUCAGUUCUGGAAGAAGAUGCUGGCGUCACUGCCAGCAAAUAUAAAGGAAAAUUGUUGCUUGCCCUUUUCACAGAUGUUGUGAAGGAAAUUGCUUCUUUAUUUGUCGAUACUACCACAGAAGGGGAAAACAUGUUGUUAGGUUGGAGGAUGUUGAAGAAUAAAAAUAAGAGUUUGGAUGAGAUAAUGACGUGGCUCGAGUGGAUAUUAUCUCAUAAUCUUCUGCGUAUUGCUGAGAGCAAUCAGCAUGGUCUGGAUAAUUUUUGGCUCGAUCAAGGUGCAGCAUUGUUACUUAGUUUGAUGCAGAGUUCACAAGAGGAUGUUCAAGAAAGGGCAGCAACAGGUCUUGCAACCUUUGUCGUCAUUGAUGAUGAAAAUGCUAGUAUCGACUCUGGAAGGGCAGAAGAAGUUAUGCGGCGUGGUGGAAUAUGUCUCCUUCUAAACUUGGCAAAGUCUUGGAGGGAAGGGCUUCAGUCUGAGGCGGCAAAGGCCAUAGCGAACUUGUCCGUGAAUGCUAAUGUUGCAAAGGCAGUAGCCGAAGAAGGUGGAAUUGAUAUUCUUGCAGGUCUUGCACGAUCCAUGAAUAGACUAGUUGCAGAAGAGGCUGCUGGAGGAUUGUGGAAUCUUUCUGUUGGCGAGGAACACAAGGGUGCGAUUGCUGAGGCUGGUGGAGUAAGAGCUUUAGUUGAUUUGAUAUUUAAAUGGUCUUCUGGUGGUGAUGGAGUUCUUGAACGUGCAGCUGGUGCACUAGCAAAUUUGGCAGCUGAUGAUAGGUGUAGUACUGAAGUUGCAUUAGCAGGUGGUGUGCAUGCUUUGGUGAUGCUUGCUCGAAACUGCAAGUUUGAAGGAGUGCAAGAACAGGCUGCUCGGGCAUUGGCUAAUUUAGCUGCCCAUGGAGAUAGCAACACAAACAACUCUGCUGUUGGGCAAGAGGCAGGUGCACUUGAAGCACUUGUUCAACUUACACAUUCUCCUCAUGAAGGUGUCAGGCAAGAGGCUGCUGGUGCCCUAUGGAAUUUAUCAUUUGAUGACAGAAAUCGAGAAGCAAUUGCAGCUGCAGGUGGUGUUGAGGCAUUGGUUGCUCUAGCACAAUCUUGUUCAAAUGCAUCCCCGGGUCUCCAGGAAAGGGCUGCUGGUGCUCUGUGGGGAUUGUCAGUUUCUGAAGCUAACAGCAUUGCUAUUGGUCAGCAAGGGGGCGUUGCACCUCUAAUUGCCUUGGCACGUUCAGAUGCCGAAGAUGUUCACGAGACUGCUGCUGGAGCUCUUUGGAAUCUUGCCUUUAACCCUGGUAAUGCCCUUCGUAUAGUGGAGGAAGGGGGUGUUCCAGCCCUAGUUCAUCUUUGUUAUGCAUCAGUAUCUAAAAUGGCACGCUUCAUGGCUGCUUUGGCAUUGGCUUACAUGUUUGAUGGGAGAAUGGAUGAAUGUGCCUUGCUAGGAAGCUCAUCCGAAGGCAUUUCCAAGAGUGUGAGCUUAGAUGGGGCUAGAAGGAUGGCAUUGAAAAACAUUGAAGCAUUUGUCCAGACAUUUUCAGAUCCACAAGCAUUUGCCUCUGCUGCUGCAUCCUCAGCGCCUGCAGCAUUGGUACAAGUAACAGAACGAGCUCGCAUUCAAGAAGCAGGCCAUCUGCGAUGCAGUGGAGCUGAAAUUGGAAGAUUUGUUGCAAUGCUUCGAAAUCCAUCGCCUACGCUAAAAGCAUGUGCAGCAUUUGCUCUUCUACAGUUUACUAUCCCAGGUGGUCGGCACGCCUUACACCAUGCAAGCCUCAUGCAGAAUGCAGGAGCAUCAAGAGCCCUGCGUGCUGCAGCAGCAGCAGCAACUGCCCCAUUACAAGCCAAAAUCUUCUCUAGAAUUGUUCUUAGAAAUCUAGAGCACCACAACAUUGAAUCUUCCCUUUAAGACAAAUUCAAUAUAAAUCUGCAACAGAUGGUGAGUUCGUGCUCGACUCAACUAUAGAGCUUAAAUGGAGCUGCAUGGCAUGCCCGAACCAGACGUUCUUGUAAAUGCCCUCAUUAAUCAUAUACCGAGUUUCUGAUGCCAAGUAGUACACAAACAAUAUGGUUGAACUUCUCAGCUUCAUCGUUACUUCCUGGUCUAAUACCUUUAUCAGAGGCAUCAAAAGGUCGUUUUCGAAGCGUUUUUUUUUUCCUGUACUCAGUCUGCAUUCUAUGAGAAUUCAUAUAUACUGAGUCGAUAAGAAGCACAUAACCUUCAAACCCUUUUUUCUCCCUUCUUUCGGGUUAGCCAUUUUGUUUUGGUUGUUAAUAUUGAUCCUGAUGGCAUUUUCCCUGUAAUGAUAGAAGUUCUAAAUAUGCUAAAGAUUGUACAAUGUUUAGCUCUCAUUUUUGCAGUUGGAGUGGUUGAAGAUGAAUUAAGGAUGCUUAGCUAUCAAACUUCAUUUAAUUUAA
Cucurbita pepo subsp. pepo (vegetable marrow) is the source of this 4200-nucleotide messenger RNA. RefSeq names its product ARABIDILLO-1 (gene ARABIDILLO-1). Gene Ontology annotation, molecular function: protein binding. The record is from RefSeq and is a predicted model, not a curated record. Lineage: Eukaryota; Viridiplantae; Streptophyta; Magnoliopsida; Cucurbitales; Cucurbitaceae.